Messenger RNA from Anolis carolinensis (green anole), 3376 nucleotides. RefSeq names its product zinc finger and SCAN domain-containing protein 30. Gene Ontology annotation, biological process: regulation of transcription by RNA polymerase II. The coding region runs from base 513 to 2681 and encodes 722 amino acids. The record is from RefSeq and is a predicted model, not a curated record. Gene Ontology annotation, molecular function: RNA polymerase II cis-regulatory region sequence-specific DNA binding; DNA-binding transcription factor activity. The transcript has 6 exons. NCBI's taxonomy places the organism in Eukaryota, Metazoa, Chordata, Lepidosauria, Squamata, Anolidae.
AGGAGGGGUGGGUGAGAGGGAGGGAGAAGCAUUAGGACGAGCCCCUUCCUGUGCCGUCUCUACCUCCUUCCCUUUUGCAGGAAACGGGCAGAAAGAACAACAAGGAGGUUGCUCGCCCAGGCAGCGGCUGCAAGGCUCAGCCAUGAAGAGGCUGCAAAGCUGGUAAAUGAAUCCCGUCUUUUUCUAGUCACACAUUUUGCAAAUUCAAGCAUGAAUUAUCUCUUCGACUGGAGAUCUUCUGAUUUUGGGAGCAUCCCUAAGAGAUCCAAUGGAAUCAGCCCAUAAAGAUGGGCAUUUCUCACAGUAUGGCUAAGCGGAGCCUGUUUUGUCACGAUCCUUUCCAUUUAACUACCAUUUGACUGGAUAAUCGCAAAUAUUUAUUGGGUUAUUUUGAGUGGAAAGCCUUACUAUCGUGACGUUUAAGGAGGAUUGGUCUCAUCCGGUUGGACCCGCAGGGGCUGUUCCUCCCUCCGCAGAAGGGACAUUGCUGUGUUUGAACAUUGGCUUGCAAUAUGGCUACUGAAUUGACGCCUGGAGGAGCUGUGACUUUCUCUUUCCAAAACGUCUUGGAACAUGGCGUGAACUCUGAGAGGAACAAAGUGGAGGAAGCCCCCACAAAGACUUUGGAGGUGGAAGGAGAAAGGAUCACCCCUCGGGUCAUUCAGGUUGGGAACCUUGGGGAAUUCCUGGGCUGGGUGGCCCCGCAAGACUUGGUCCAAGGCUCUGAUGAAGGCUUGGCCCAGCGCUGGGAGGCCCAGUGGCAGGAGGUCUUGAAGGCCGUCCAGCCCCUGCCCGUCGAGUGCGGACUCCAACAACAGUCGAAGCCGGUGCCUUGGGACUUGUGCGGUGUGGUUGACGAGGGCAGUCAGUGGCCUAACGGAGAAGUGGUGGCCCAACUCCUGGUGGACAAUGGCCUGGCAUUUCAGGGUCCAGAUGGUGGAGAGCACAGGAUGGUGGCCAAGGAAGUGGUCCUAGGGGAAGACCUCCUCAAGGCGGAAGCCCAGCGCCGACAUUUCCGGAUGCUGCGCUACCAGGAGACGGUGGGGCCCCGUGAGAUUUGUCGGAGACUCCGGGAAUGUUGCCACCGGUGGCUGAUGCCGGAGAAACGCACCAAGGAGCAAAUCUUGGAGCUGUUGAUCUUGGAGCAGUUCCUGACCAUCUUACCUCAGGAGAUGCAGAGCUGGGUCAGGAGCCAUUGUCCCCAGACAUGCUCUCAAGCGGUGGCCCUGGCGGAAGAGUUUCUCCGAGACCAGCAACAACAGCUCAAGGUGUUGAGUUCGUGCGAGGAGGUGGUUGUGGUCUCCCCUGAGACAGACUGGACUUCAUUGGGGUCUGGACUAAACAGACAAGUGCACGGAGAAGCUCAGCUGGACAGUCGGCAGGAGCUCACGCCAUCAGGGAGCAUCAGAUGCCUGGAUGCGUAUGCCCUUCCCUCCAGCGAGAGAGCCACGAACGGGAAUAAGGUGGACUCAUCCCAUCACCAAGGGGUUUCACAGCUGCCCGUGCACUUUGAGACUCUGCCAGGACAGUCCAGCUUGCUCGAAAGCGGUCAGGAGCUUGAGCCGAUGGAGACUGGGGUGGAGCCGAUGGAUGGAUGGGAAGAGGCCAUUCUCUGUAGCGAAGGCGUGUAUGAGACGGUGGUGCGGCUGGAAGAGCACGGGCACUGGUGCCUCGAAUGUGGAGAAAGCUUUCUGGACGCCCUCCAACUGGAGAGGCACCAGAAGGCACAGCACUCCGGGCGCAAGCGUCCCGAAUGCCCCGAGUGUGGGAAGAGCUUUCGGGACCUUUCCCAUGUCCUUCGGCACCAGACGGUUCACACGGGGGAGAAGCCGUACGCCUGUUCUGAGUGCGGGCAGAGCUUCACCCAGAAACCGGCUCUCAACAGGCACCUGAGAAAGCAUUCGGAAGACAAGGACUUCCCAGGUUUCGAAGUCACCAUCCGGCCUCCAAAGAACCACACGGGAAGCCGCAAACGCCCCGAAUGCCUGGAGUGCGGGAAGAGCUUCCGGGAUGUUUCCCAGGUCCUUCGGCACCAGACGGUUCAUACGGGGGAGCGGCCUUACAGCUGCCUGGAGUGCGGGCAGAGCUUCACCCAGAAACCAGCCCUUAACCGGCACAUGAGGAAACAUCUGGACAUCGGACAAUAUGCAGGCAAUGGGGAAGUUGGUGUGAGCCUAGAAAACAACUACACGGUACCGGCGGCAUCACAAGAGGACACGGUUAGCGUUUUUAGCAACAGAGGUCCCCUGGACGCUUGGCCGACGGGGAGCAAUGACCUCAAAUCCGUGGCUGGCACAGCUGGAAUGUCAAAGAAUAUGAAAAAGAACCUCAUCCGCAGGGGGAUAAAGAAGCACUGGUGCUUCCUUUGCGGGAAGGGCUUUCGGGACAAAGCCGACUUGGUGAGGCACGAGAGGGUCCACACCGGAGAGAAGCCCUAUGCGUGUCUGGAUUGCGGGAGGCGGUUCAACCACACGUCGAGUUUGUACAAGCAUCAGGAUACCCACCGGCCACCGGACGGCCUGCAGAAAGAGGACUUCAGCUGCAGAGAAAACAGUAUUUCAAACAUACAUGUGGCUGUAGAAGGCGGCAACUUUGGGUUGGAAAUUAAGGCGGAGAACUACGAGGAGAAGCCACACGUAGAUCCAAGGCUCCCUGCAAUGGAAAAUUUGGCCAAUAGAUGAAAAUAGACCAGCAUUUCCUUUUUUGGGGGUGAAAAUGUUCUCUUUCUUUCACUUACAGGGUUGUCACAUGAAGCCUGGAGAAAGCUCUUAUGUCUUUAAAGCAGGCAUGGUCCAACUUUGGCCCUCCAGGUGUUUUGGACUUCAACUCCCACAAUUCCUAACAGCCUAUCGGCUGUUAGGAAUUGUGGGAGUUGAAGUCCAAAACACCUGGAGGGCCAAAGUUGGACCAUGACUGCUUUAAGUGGUUGUCUACUCAACUAUUCCAAAACCAAAGCCAAGGCUUGAUCUAUCUACACUGCCAUAUAAAGUAAUAAAAUGCAAUUUAUGGUCAAUCUAAGCCCAUAUAAAUCAGUCCAAACAGCAUUAUAUGGGUCUAAAUUGACCAAUAUAGUCAAUGCAUCCCAUGACAGUGCUGAUCCAAUCCAUAUAACAAGCAGCACUUGCUGGUUUUCCAUCUUGUGUACAUCCUUAAAGGUACAGGAGCCCGCUCCCAUUUCCAAUUUGGCAACUAGUUGACACCCACCGCUUGUGUGUGUGUGUGUGUGUGUGUAUGUAUACAGAUGCUUUUGUUAUCUAAUUAUGGUAUACCGUAGUAGUAUUAAUAAAUAAUAUUGUAUUUUAUUUCCAGUAGCACUUAUUGGUCGACUCUCAUUUCUCUGUCUAAAUAAAAAAGCAAACCUGAUUUUAAAUCAUAA